AUGUUAAUCAAGUGGAACGAAAGAAAGAAAGAGUUCCAGAUCUGGAAGGGAAACUCAAGAGCAUUGGCGUAUGAAAGGAGCAAGUUUGGCCUUACGUUUAUGCUGCAUUUAAGACGAAUUAUUUUUGUGUAUCUCCUAGCAGUGGUAUUCGUAUUCAUAAUGAUAAAAAGGUUUCACUCGCAGGGAAGCCACAGAAAGGUUGCUAUCCACUCAAAGGUGAUUAAGCACAGCGCAGCGCUGUGGGAAAAUAAUAUCAGCCUGAGCUUUCCCGCUGUGCUAAUCGACCUGCGUCUUUUGAAAAAUCUACAUAAUGUGCGAUGGAAGCCAAACGACACUGACAUCAAGAUUGCUGUGCAUACACGGGAAGCGGACAGUAUUAUCAUGGAGGAUCUAAAAGGAUUUGACGUCGUGUACUACGAGCAACCUCUCAAUAAAAAUUAUCUGCUAUUUCACGAUGCGGUUACGCGUUUGAUCCCAGAGAUAUCUUUUUCACUGUACGGAAAUCUUUCGAUUCCGGAAGACGUUGAGCGAUUUGCCAAGUUUUGGGAAAGAUCGGAAUAUAAGAUAUGUCUCGGACUGGAAGUUCAACGAGCAUCGGUUGCCGCAUUCCUACCAGUACAGGAGACCUUAGAGAAUAUGGCGUCUCUGCAGCAAUAUUUGAUUUCACUCGAUAUUUAUCCUUUUAUCUUUUGUGGGACGUUGCUUGGAUGGUUUCGAGAAUGUGGCAUCAUUCCCCAUACUAAAGAUAUAGAUUUCGCAGCUUUCAUCGAAGAGUACGAGCCAGGAGUACUGGAGGAGUUGCGAGGCAACAAAGAGUUCUUUCUCUAUCGAGUUCUUGGAAAACCAAAUGAUUCUUUUGAAUUCACAUUUGAACCAUUGGAUCGUGGAAAACCUCGAAUGGACCUGUUUUGGUUAUACACUUCUAGAAAUGAAUCUUGGAAAGGAGAGCUCGGACCAGACGGAACAAAAUAUAAAUAUACUUAUCCUAGGAUCAGCAAGAUAUGCGCAUGUGAUUUACUCGGGCAUCUUUUCUGGGUUCCUUGCGAUCCUAAAGCAGUUCUAACAUUUGCACGCGAUGUCACUAACGCGGAGGCGAAAGCUGUUGUGCUGAGAUACUUGGAAGAGUAUAAGAGGAGAUUUGUAGAACCAGCCGAACCAGCAGCUAGCACUUCACACCAUCCGGAACAAGAGUCUUCGCACUCGGCACCUGAUGAACCAAGAAGCCGUUUCAAGUCACUCACUUUUGAUAUGUUUCGAAAUGCAGAUCAUCCAUCCGUGCCAGUAGGUUCUACCGCAGAAGUAAGCCGCAGAAAAUUGGACAGUCAGGCGAAGGAGAUAAUAGGACGAGUGAGAACAUUCUUCAUCGAGUUGAAGCGACAGCUAGGAGAAGAAUCCACUGGUACCAUCUUUAACUCGCCAGCUCAGCUUACAGCUUUGGCUUGCGGAAUCUCGAUUCGCACAGUGUGGAAAGUCACAAGAGAGGACAGUAUAAGCGAGCCAGAAAGAACUACGCAACGAAGAGGCAGCAAGAAGGAGCUGAUGGAAGCAGCCGUUAGGAAGUAUGGAGAGCAGUGGGGCCAGAUCGUACGACAUGCCAUCCAUGGAAAGUUACGAGAAGAAAAAGAUGUGACUAUUGAGGAGAUGCGAAAAGAACUUCAAGAAGCCUAUCCGUCCUUCAAAAUGUGCACUGGGACAUUCUAUUAUUUCGUCAAAGGCUUAGGCUUUUCGUAUAGAAUAAACAGAAACCAACCUAUUAUUUACGAACGUCCCGAUCUGGUCCACAAGAGAGCGGUGUACCUCUCAGCUAUGGAAGCGGCAAGAAAUCAACAGAGUUGUCUCGUCUUUAUGGACGAGACAUGGGUAUUUGAUUCAAUGACGAGAAAGAGGGGAUGGAAUGACAACACCAUCCCCCUUUUUGCCCCUGAGUCGACACUGCGUGAAUUCUCCUGCGGUAGAACUGCGGCAAAGAAUAAGGGUAGACGUGCCAUAGUCAUAGGGGCCAUAACGGAAGAGGGAGCCGUCCCGGAAUCUACUAAAGUCAUCAUCAGUGGAGUCAGGGAUGUGGAUGACGAUUACCACCGGGACAUGGAUGCUGUGUUGUUUGAGAAUUGGCUACGAGACACCAUACCCCACAUGCAAAUGGUCGCCGGUGGUCGUCCCAUCGCACUCAUAAUGGAUAACGCUCCAUACCAUAGCCGACAAAAAGAGAAGGUCCCUACUCGUGCUUCAAGAAAAUCAGAGAUUGAAGAAUAUCUCACGAAGAAUGGCGUAGCAGUCCCGGCAAAGAGCACGAAAGAGCAGCUUUUAGUUGAGCUUCAAGAUUUCAUACAAAGCCGCGGCGGCGUAAGUGCUGUGCGCACUUACGUCGCUGAUUCCAUCUGCGGCGAACAUGGGAUUACAGUGAUAAGGCUUCCGCCUUAUCACUGUUUCUUUAAUCCCAUCGAAUUAUGUUGGAGUCAACUAAAAGCUCACCUUUGCAAAGUGGGAAAACCAGGAGACACGUUGGAGCUGGUGAGGACAAGAACGAUAGAGUGGAUGAAUGGCUUCCCUUCGACACUGAGCAGCGGCUGGUUUCGGCACGUUGCUGGCCAGGAGGACGCAGCGAGAUCAAAGAUCGCUGUGGAUCUAGUCAGCAACAACAUUAACAGAGACCUUCCGCCGUUGGACGAGUCUUCCUCCGAUGAGGAAGUCUCACAAUUAGUUGAGAUAGAUGACGUAAUGGAAGAUCUCACAGAGUUUAUCGAAUGA
Messenger RNA from Cylicocyclus nassatus, 2748 nucleotides. Lineage: Eukaryota; Metazoa; Nematoda; Chromadorea; Rhabditida; Strongylidae. The record is from the annotation of a GenBank genome assembly.